Thermothielavioides terrestris NRRL 8126 is the source of this 252-nucleotide messenger RNA. RefSeq lists its product as uncharacterized. The coding region runs from base 1 to 252 and encodes 83 amino acids. NCBI's taxonomy places the organism in Eukaryota, Fungi, Ascomycota, Sordariomycetes, Sordariales, Chaetomiaceae. The record is from RefSeq and is a predicted model, not a curated record. The transcript is spliced from 2 exons.
AUGCCAAGCAGCAAAGGCAUUCCCACCGAUCCAGAACUCCGCCAGCACCUCAAGGAAGAUAUCCAGCAAGAACCCAACAAAUCCGGGGAUGGCAAGGGGCAGUGGUCAGCCUGGAAGGGGAUGAAGCUGGCGAAGGAGUACGAGGCGCACGGCGGCGGCUACGAGAACGAGCCUGGCUCCAAGAACGAGCCGAAGACGGGCAAGCCUGUGGCCAAGAGCGAGAGCAAGAAGCAUGACGAGUUGGAGGGCUAA